AUGUCAAUGAAGCUCACAACCCACAAUACGUUCACGGCGAACGAGAAGUCUGAUGAUCUGGGAGAGCUAGGAGAUAUGCCGUCAUCUAAUUCCAUAACAACUUGUUCAGAAUCUGACCCUCCUGAUGGCGGGUUUGGGGCAUGGGCCACUGCUCUCGGGUGCUUCCUCAUGCAUUUUUGUGGUUUCGGAUACAUAUCGUCUUUUGGAGUCUAUCAAGAUUAUUACACACGAAUUUAUCUGACCAACCAACCACCGUCUGCAAUAUCAUGGAUCGGUGCAUUGACCCCGUUCCUUGCUGUCAGUGUUGCGUUGAUCUCGGGUCCGCUGUACGACCGAGGGUGGUUCCAUCGGUUGAUGAUUGUGGGGUCGCUACUCCAAUCACUGUCCUUGUUCGCUUUAUCCUUCACAAAGCCUGGUCAAUUUUACUUGGUGAGCAGUCCGAUCAAUCUCGUCGUCGAUGGGCUACCUAUGUGUUGCGACCAGCCUUUGAUGGUUCAGGGUGUCCUUUCUGGGUUUGGGAUAGGCCUGACAUACGCUCCCAGUAUCGCGGUCGUCUCUCAGCACUUCUCCAAAAAACGCACAUUGGUCAUGUCUCUCACCACCUCCGGUGCACCACUUGGUGCCAUGAUUCAUCCGAUCAUGCUCAAUCACCUUUUCAAUGGUACCGUGGGCUUUGCCAGAGGCGUCCGCGCCAGCGCGGGCUUUGUCAGUGCCCUGUUAUUUGUCGCCUGCUUAUCCAUGCGCACAAGAGCACUUCCAGCACCAACUACCAGCUAUAGUGCGGUGGCACGAAAGUGCUCUCGCGAAGUUCUCUUCAUUCUCAUGACCGUUGGGUCAUUGCUAUUUCAGAUCGGGUUUUUCUUCCCUGUGUUUUACUUGCAACUGGACUCUGUCAAACAUGAUAUUGACAUCAAUUUCUCGUUCUACUCCCUUGUUAUUAUGAACGCAGCCUGUUUUAUCGGACGCUGUACGGCAGGAAUGAUUGCGCCGUAUACGGGGGUGUUGAAUUUCACGAUCGUAUCCACUGUCGCAUGCAGUGUCCUCGUCAUAUCUAUGAUAUCUCUAAGUGACAUAGCCAGUGUGGUUGUGUUAGGACUUGGGUAUGGCUACUUUUCCGGAGUUUAUAUUGCCCUGUUGGCGCCAUUGGUGACUGUGUUCACGCCUGACUUAUCUGAGCUAGGAGCGCGAAUGGGCAUAUGUUUUGCUGUCAUUUCCUUUAGCGGAUUGAUCAGCGGCCCAAUAUCAGGAGCUUUGCUUACAUCUCAAUAUAGAUGGUGGAUAGCGUCGCUCUUCAGUGGGCUCAUCGCUAUUGUCGGAAGUUCGAUGUUUGUGAUGAUGCGCUUGAUAAUAUACCGCCGAGAAAUAAACGGAAGACAAGCAUAGCUGGCGGGGACACGCGAACCACUUGUUUAGAGGGGUUGUGUAUAAUCUCAUGCUGGAUUAGAUGGGACUUGACGCAAAUAGAUAUGUACGUGUAUUCAACGCGUGUGCAGGCGGUGACCAACUCCCGACUUCAAAUUGAGUAACAACGAAUCACUUCGAGUCUCUGAUUUUCAGAUACCUCCAUGGCGAUAAAAUUAUGGACAGCCUACCUGCUCUAGUUUCACACAUGCCAAGAAGCAAGACGACAAUUAAUCCUUUAAAGUCCACGCCUG
Molecule: messenger RNA, 1655 nt
Organism: Suillus clintonianus
Lineage: Eukaryota; Fungi; Basidiomycota; Agaricomycetes; Boletales; Suillaceae
Product: major facilitator superfamily domain-containing protein
Exons: 13
Coding region: 1-1383 (460 amino acids)
Biological process (GO): transmembrane transport
Cellular component (GO): fungal-type vacuole membrane
Molecular function (GO): transmembrane transporter activity
Source: RefSeq, a predicted model, not a curated record